Molecule: messenger RNA, 1194 nt
Organism: Rhipicephalus sanguineus (brown dog tick)
Lineage: Eukaryota; Metazoa; Arthropoda; Arachnida; Ixodida; Ixodidae
Exons: 6
Coding region: 241-921 (226 amino acids)
Source: RefSeq, a predicted model, not a curated record
GCUGUUCACUCCGGGAGGCCUUGUGGAGUCCCCACACGGCGAACACGCGCGGCGAUCGGCGUGUGCAGUGUACGAGCACGACCGACGCAUAGUAGGACGAAUGGUGUAACGUUUUCUCGUUAAUACCAACCAACGAAGCAUCAAUGCGUGGCAAGGUGUUUAACGCGCGAGUAGACUGUCGUGCCCGGAGAUUUGGACGCCACCGUUGUCCAGACGAGAAGCCUUCGUGAAGCAACGAAGAUGAAUCGUGCAGCGCGGGCGCUUCUCUCUAUCCUGCUGCCAGUAGCGGCCGUCUUGGGAUCGUCACAGACACCGGUCGUAUCGAGCUGUUUUAGAGCGGAUGGCGACACUUAUCCGGUUCGGUUCGGUGCUGUGCGGUUGUCGAAUGUCAUUUAUGGGCAAGAAAUGACUAUGACGUUCACAAUGACAACCGACGAGAAGCUCGCCGACCAGCCAACGCUGACUAUAGACAUGUUGAAACCGUAUGCCUACGAUAUGUCCUGCAAGAAGAACUUCGGUUCUUGCGAAUAUCCUAUGUGUGGUCCAUCUGGUAAGGAAGAAUCCAAUAACCUGAUAGACUUUGUGGACACGGAAUGCCCAAUUCUACCCGGAGCGUACACUCUAACAAUCACAGCCACCGUUCCAAAUGCGUUAGACUUCAGGAAGCGCUUCAAGACUUGCAGAGGUGACGAGAACGGAGACGAGUCUGUCUGCUUGGCUAAAGCCGCAGAACACAGCACGGCGAAACUACGUAGAAGAGAACAACUCAGGGGGAAGCCAUGGUUGUUUCAAAACCGGGAAAACGUGUGUGCACGCACCCGCAUGUCUUCAAAAAACAAGUCCCUUCCUGUCCUCAUAACAGUGCAGAAUGGCGGGGAACCAGUCGGAUGCAACACCUUUUAUAUGACCAUAUCGGAAUAGCGGUUCCACUUCAGUGAACGAAUACAAAGACGCUGCCUUCUGCUUCUCAAAUUACGAAGUCUGAUACCAUCAUCGAGAGUGUGCUAUCAUUCGCACCCUCAGUUUGUUUUCACCAAUUCUAUCCAGUAUGAAAAAGAAGAAAACAGACACUCUGUGUGGACCCAUUUAUUCACUCUACUUUUCCUACGUGUGUCCCGCGAGUUUCAGACAGUAUGAUUGCCAUGUGGAAUGAAGACGCCUCUGCAAGGCCUAUUUCGCUCAAUAAAGAUGUUU